GCAAAAGUUCCGCAAAGAGUGGACGAGGCUGGACGGCCUCGCAAGCGCUGCAACGCAGCACGCUGCCGCCGCGACCCCACCGACGCCCGAGGGCAGCCAUGGCCGCCCACGCCGUCGCCACCGAGAUCAAAGCACUACUACCACAGGCACAGGUGAAUGUCGACGUCGGCUUCAGACCGGGGACCGAGCUCGGCAUCGACGUCGAAUGCGUCCGGGAGUGGGCUAUGGUCAGGAGAGCGCCGAUCCAUGCCAAGGUGCAGAAAGGCGACGUCCUCAGUGCGAUCGACGGAGAGGACGUGCUCCUCGAGAGUUACGAAGCCAUGUUCUCGCGGGUGCUGAAGGCGAAGACGUCGGGGUUGCCGUACACGCUGACCUUUCGGCGGGCGCCUUGUUGUCGAGGGUGGCUGCGCAAGAAGCCCCGCGAAAGUUCGAGCAAAGACGGGCACAAAUCACUAGGAGGCUGGAAAACCCGGUUCUUCGAGCUGUCCUGUGGUGAACUGGUGUACUUUGAGAAGGAGGAUGGUGCCGAGAAAGGUCGCUUCGCGAUUGACGGCUGUUCUAUAGCUGUGGACGAGGUGUUGACGGUCGAACGCGGUGAAGAGAAAUUGGUCGUAACAGCGUCCUACGAGGAGUUGGUGAAGUGGGCGGCCUGGCUGCGAAUAGCCGUGGCCUUCGCGGCGGGCGGCGACGACGCGUUCUUUUCCGCGGAGCGCGACCGGCAGGCAACACUGGCGGCGAGGCGGCGCACGUCGCGGCGCUAUUCGCGGACGCUUCCCAUCCCUGUGGGGUGAUAAGCAUCUUGUUGUGACGA
Molecule: messenger RNA, 811 nt
Organism: Pelagomonas calceolata
Lineage: Eukaryota; Pelagophyceae; Pelagomonadales; Pelagomonadaceae
Source: the annotation of a GenBank genome assembly